UUAAGCGUUGCCUGGGCGAGCGUUUGUGUCCGGUUCUGCUCUGCGCAUGCGCGCGGAAGACUCGUUCGUCAUGGCGCAUUACAGAGCUCCCGAGUCGAAGCGAGAACAGUUCAGGAGAUAUCUGGAGAAGAACGGGGUCCUCGACACUCUCACCAACGUCUUGGUGACUCUGUACGAGGAGACGGAGAAGCCCAGCAAUGCCUUGGACUUCAUCAAGCACCAGCUGGGCGUCGGACCCCAGGAUGAUGAAGCCGAGAGUCUGCGUCUGGAGCUGACCCGUCUACGACAGAAGUAUGAUCAGCUGAUGGAGGAGAACACGGAUCUGAGGAGCAGGCUGCUGCGGUACGAGCCGGCGCAGGACGUGGCUACAGAAUAACACAACUACUGCUUGACAUUCACAUCACUAGAUAUCUUUGAGUUUGUUCGUUUUGUCAGGUCUGAGAAAUGAUCAUUUUUGUUGUUCAGCAAAUUUGUGCCUUAUAUUUAAUAAAACAUUUUUUGCACUGUU
Messenger RNA from Carassius gibelio (silver crucian carp), 508 nucleotides. RefSeq names its product MYC binding protein (gene mycbp). Bases 47 to 376 code for a protein of 109 amino acids. The transcript has 5 exons. Gene Ontology annotation, biological process: regulation of DNA-templated transcription. The record is from RefSeq and is a predicted model, not a curated record. Gene Ontology annotation, cellular component: nucleus. NCBI's taxonomy places the organism in Eukaryota, Metazoa, Chordata, Actinopteri, Cypriniformes, Cyprinidae. Gene Ontology annotation, molecular function: transcription coactivator activity.